Molecule: messenger RNA, 3959 nt
Organism: Mercenaria mercenaria
Lineage: Eukaryota; Metazoa; Mollusca; Bivalvia; Venerida; Veneridae
Exons: 4
Coding region: 310-1842 (510 amino acids)
Source: RefSeq, a predicted model, not a curated record
GAUCAGUUGCCCUCCCUAUUCUGAAACUGUGAGACCUGUCCGUACAGAAACCUAUUUCUGGCGAUGCACUUGGAAAAAACUUCCGGAAACUGAGAUCUUGUAACGGGUGCACUAUUUGCGUGACUAAACGCUGUUAAAGGCUUUUACGGGACAAAGCUUGUGAUCUACCCGUGGUAACUUAAUACUAAUGGGUUUUCCACGCUGAUUAGUUUUGAAACCGUGAAAUUUUAUUAUAAUAAAUUCGAACGUACUAUAGUGACAUACAAAGAUAAAUGAAUUGCGCAGUUACAAGUUAAUUUGGCAAGAGAAAUGGCGGAAUAUUAUGGACCUAUCUCAGUUGUUCUGGAUGGAGAUAUCAACCGUGCUUCAAGGAAAAUUGCAGAAAGCAGAGAGGAGGAUGAUGUCAGACCAACCCGACUGUUGGGAUCAGCCCUCAAUCAGUGGCAAAGACCGAUCACCGAUUUCGGCAUUAGUGAUCACGAGUGGGUAGUCAAGCUAAAGGCGUCACCCUAUAUAGGUGAAAUAGACUUUGGACGCAAGGAAUGGGCACGAUCUCGUGAUGCAGUUGAUGCUGUCAUGGAGUUGCUACAAAAAGAAAUGCGAGCCAAUGCUGAAGCUAAUUAUGAGCAUCUUAGAAUUGAUUCAUACAUCCGUCAAGGUAGUUCACGAGAUGGUUUGAAAGUCAUCAGACCAGAUGAAUUUGAUUCAGUUAUCGAGUUUCAUAUCGAGGGACUGCAGAUUUCAGAAAAACUCUCAGAAAAGCGCAUGUACAAGAAUGGAAAAUACGUUCCAGGCUUCUGCUACCUUCAAGUGGAACAAAGGCGCGAUAUACUACAAAAAAGGUAUCCGAAGCUAUGGCGGGAAGAUGUAUUUCAAGAAGACGGACAGGGAUACAUUUAUCUAAGUUCUAGAAAGUUGCAUCAAGGAGUAUUUAUGUCCCUGAUCGAUCAGUCCUGUCGUUCUAUUGAAGAGAAAAUUAAAGCAAUGAAACGCUCAAAGCACGUUUGUUUUGAUAUAACUCGCCGAAUGAACCCCCCUGCUAUCAACAUAACUAUCCAUCUUGACGAUGAUGCUAACGAUUUAUUUAUGAGGCAAGGUCAGAUUAGAAACCGCAAUGAAAUUGCCAGAGAAAUUGAUUUAGACAUUGUUCCCGCAAUACGUCUGAGAGUUGAUAAACAUACCAGAUACAAUGGCAACUCAGUAAACGCAGUAAUUCAUGCUGUCUGCAAAUGGAAAGAAGAGGAUGCAGCAAAGUCCCUGGAAAUUGCCGAUCAAAUGCUGGUUUGGCAUAUCAAUUCAGCCGGCUAUGAGAGAUACACUUUAGAUGUCGCAAGGACAAUUCAGAAAAAUAGAUACAUACUUACGGCACUCCGAAUAUUGAAGACCUACUUCACCAAAACAAAAGAAGUCGCAAAAAGUGAGAAUCGACCACCUCCACCAAUUGCCACGGUCUUGAAAUCCUACCAUCUAAAACAGAUAGCAUUCUAUCUGAUUCUUUAUGCUUGUCAUCUCUAUCCGAAUACACGAAUUGAUGGCGUCCAACGAGCUCUCGUUCUUUUCGUUAACAUUUUGCAUACAAGUCUGAAGAAGAGACACCUGCCACAUUUCUUUUACUCUAAUUCUCGGAUACGGAACAUGUUCCAAAAUUAUCCUACACAAGAUGGAGCUCUUCGAUUUGAUUUGUAUCGGAAAAUUCCAAAUGAAUCACUUCGCCAAGCUGAACUGUCUUAUCAGAAUCAUCUUAUCAGAGAUAUAGGCUUUUUGAUGACUGGCUCAGAUGAUGAAAUUUCAACAUUGACAUCGGAAUUUUCAAAACAAAUUGAGCAAGGCGACUACUUCUAGAGAGAAUUUAACUUGAUAACAGACUCUCCCCGACAACAGUUACAGUUGGUUGACAUUGUUCGUAAUGUCAUGCAAAACGCUCGUUUUUUUUUCUCAUUUUGAUCGCUAUUUCAAGACUUUCAAAUCUAAUGCCCUUUGUAUUAUGAUUACUUUGGUGCUGUUUGGAGAGGUUGACAUCAGGAUAUUGCAUACAUCUAAAUGAAAUAUGCUUGGGAAAAUAAAUGUAUGAUAAUAUUCAAUCAUUAUGUGUAUUUCCCCACUCUCCUCUUAAUAUGCUAGAUAUGUUUGUUGAAUGAAUCUAUUAGUAAUGAUUUCUUUCGAAAUGCUAUUAAUACAAUCAGGUCAUGUGUGUGUAUGUUAUUUUAAGAUGUAUUUAACUUACUUGUACUUACGAAAAGAGGAAUUAAUUUUUCGUAUAGAUUUGUAAGAUGUAUUUAUCUUUCUUACAAUAGAAAAACUACAAAAAUGAAGAAAAUUACAAACCCACAAACUCUUCCAGCAUGUAGGCAUGCCUUGAGAAUUCCUUUUUUUUGUUAAUGGUCAUAGCAAUAUGCCAGGAGUUGAUCAAUAAUUGAUCUGUAAAAUUAAAAAUAAAUACUGAAAUGUGAGAUAAAGAUGGCCUAGCUAGUACAUAGUUACCUCAGUACAUAGAACACAAAGAUUUAUAUCAAGAGUGUAAUAUGUUUUAAUCAAACAUGUCAAAAGCAUGACUUUUUUAACAAAAUGUUAAUGUUUAAAAUAUAUUCAAUUAAAGUGUAGAAGUUGUCAGUAACUUGUAAAGAACAUUAUGUAAUGGUGAGGAAUCUAACAAUCAUGGUCAAGUGAACUGAAUGCAAAUUGACAUGACAAGCUAUUGAGCAUCUGUUUUAUACAAACUAAAAACAAACAUCACUAUUCUUUGUACUUUUAUAAUUUAGUGAGUUUGACAUGAAUAAGAAAUAAUUUAUUUCAACUGACAAAAGAUGUGAUACAACUGUUCCUGUAAGUCACUACAUAAAUAUGGGUAAGGCUGUGACUUUUUGCAUACUGGUCUUUGCAUACUGAUACACUGAUUAGAAAUAAGAGUGAAAACUGUUGUGGAAAAAGGUUAGCUUCCUGACAGCCCCCCGCCCCCCGCCCCCUGUAUUUGGAGGAUAUCGGAGCUGGGGGGGGGGGGGGGGGGGGUAAUUUACAGAUAAAAGAAACGGGGGAGGGGAAAGAGAGAGGGUAUUUAGUUUAUGUAGAAUGGAAGCAGUUCUCCAGCUUGGGAAGGGUGUAUUUCAUAUGACAAUGGGAGGGAAAGAGAAGGGAGGUAUUUGGAGGAAGUUAAUGGGGAGGGGGAUAAUUUGAGGUAAUCCAGUUGUAUGGAGAAGGGGGGUAAAAUGUUUCCGGGAUUAGGGGGGUGGGGGGUAAUUUUCUUUUUUCUGACAUAACUUAACUGACGCUGUUUUUAUUUUCUGGUUAUUUUCCAUUACCAUCAGAGGUCCGUAACAGCAUCUAAACAUCUCUGAGCUGAAUAUUUUUAGCUAGAAUUAUAGCCCAAUUGACAAUUCCGGGAUAAUUUUGAAGAAAAAAAAACACGGUCAAAACAGUCGAUAUGGAUUUAAUUAAUAAUUUUAAACUCUACAUAUUGUGUCAAUGUUACUACUUACCUGUAAAUCGUGCAAUGUCAUUCAUUAUCCCUUCAAAAUUAAUCGUCAAAUUACUGUUUAGAAGUUUCCUUUCUCCACGACCUUUCAUGAUUACAAAUCUUUCAUACAUGUUUUCCUGAACAAAUAGAUAUUGCAGUUAUUCAUAUAAAUAUUACACUGCUUUUGACUGAUUUAAUUUUGAUAAUGUUAAUAUGACUCUUGAAGAAUAUGAAUGUAUUCUCAUAGGAACAUUAAACUUUUGUCUUGUUCAUUCACACUAUGACAUUAUAUCGAAUUGUGUACACUAUACAUCUAUGUGAUUUUAUGCAAAAUGUUUCAUAUGUUUUUAUUUUAAAGUGUUUUUACGAUCAAUAUAAUACAAGUCAUAAACUGUACAUCUGUAUCUUACAUUACUUAUGUUUAAUGUUCCAGUUUUGUUAACAUGGUGACGUUUCUUUUACUUUGCAAUAAUUCAAAUUGUUGAUUAAAAUAUAAACUGAUCAUAAA